This is a messenger RNA of Nomia melanderi (Alkali bee), 3084 nucleotides long. RefSeq names its product eukaryotic translation initiation factor 2A (gene eIF2A). The record is from RefSeq and is a predicted model, not a curated record. Lineage: Eukaryota; Metazoa; Arthropoda; Insecta; Hymenoptera; Halictidae. Gene Ontology annotation, cellular component: cytosolic small ribosomal subunit. Gene Ontology annotation, molecular function: mRNA binding; tRNA binding; translation initiation factor activity. Gene Ontology annotation, biological process: translational initiation.
GUCCUGAACGCACGUGCUUCUUACAUACGAUGUUGGCGACGCAUGUGCAAGAAAUCCUUUUCGAGGAACAAAUUCCUCAAUCUGGCAAGAGUGGUCGAUACUCGAUAUUACGGUACCACAUGGUAACGGAGCUGAAAUGGCGUUAACUGUUCCUUGUGUCGCUGUGAGAGGUUCCAUUGGAGUCAGCUUAGGACAAGGCCCACCGUCAUAUGAGCCAGUUAAAUCAUUUCCUAAAGAUGACAGUAAAACGUGCAGAGCAAUGGUGUUUAGUCCGGAUGGACGUUACUUUGCAUGGGUCAAUGGAGCAACCACUAAAAUUGUGGAAUGUAGUACAUGGCAAAUUAUUACAGAAAUUAAAAGACCUAAAAUCUUUUCAAUAAAGUUUUCCAGUCAAGGCACAUAUUUUAUGACCUGGGAACCAUUCAUUGUGACACAAUCAAAUCCUUCUGCAUCACCAAAUCUUCAUAUAUGGAAGUCAGACAAUGGGGAACUGGUGAAGAGUUGUGUACAGAAGAGACAAACAGACUGGGAACCCCAAUGGUCAAGUGAUGAGAAAAUUUGUGGGAUGUUGAAUGGUGCAGAAGUUGUUCUGUACGAGGAUGCCAACUUUCAAAAAGUUGCUCAUAAAAUAAAAGGAGCAAAAAUUGCUAGUUUUAGUAUAUCACCCACUUGUUCUCCAUAUUAUAUUCUCUGUUACAUGCCUGGAAGAUCCGAUCAGCCUUCGUUCGGAAAAUUAUUCCAAUAUCCUAAUUUUGAAUCUACAAGUGCUAUAGCAGAUAAAAGUUUUUUCCAGGCAGACAAAGUGAACAUUUAUUGGAAUAAUACUGGAGCGCACGCCUUAUUAUUGACAAGUACAGAGGUUGAUAAGACAGGUGCUUCGUACUAUGGAAAACAAACUUUACAUUAUCUUAGUACAAAGGGGGAAACUGCUAUGCUAGUAUUUAAUCAGGAAGGUCCUAUACACGCGGUUCAAUGGUCUCCAAAAAAAAAUGAGUUCUGCGUUAUAUAUGGUUUCAUGCCGGCUAAAGCUACGUUAUUUAACCUCAAGUGCGAACCAAUAUUUGAGUUUGGCACACUGCAUCGAAAUAGCAUUUACUACAGUCCUCAUGGAAAUAUUCUUAUAUUGACUGGGUUUGGUAAUCUGCGUGGUCACAUCGAGUUGUGGGAUGUUGAUACAAAGAAAUUAAUUGCCAAAGCAGAAGCUCCUGAUACAACGCUCCUUCAAUGGUCUCCGGAUGGAGAACACUUUAUGACAGCGACCACAGCACCCAGACUCCGUAUGGGUAACGGAUUUAAAAUUUGGCACUACACCGGAACAUUAUUGUACGAGCGACCGUGGAACGAACAAGAGGAACUGUGGGAAGUACUUUGGCAAACGUUCCCGGUGAGCACAUUUCCGGAGAAAGUAAUUAGUUAUAAAGCUGUUGAAGGUAUUGCUCCUAGCCAACCACAAGCAUCGAAGCAAGCGUAUCGACCACCUACAGCGCGAGGAGAAAGUUUACCUUUCAAAAUACCAAAGUGUCCGUACGGGAAGAAGAAAAAAUCUGGAAAUAAAACGAAGAAGGAUAAGAAGGAGUCGGAAGCCUCUGCGUCUAAUAACCCAAGUACAAACGGACAAGUUACUACAAGCACAAACAGUCAGAGUUUAACUUCGACAAAUGUUCCUCAGUGCGACGAAUUGGAGAAAAGUAAAAAGAUUAAGAGGAUUAAAGCGAAAUUAGAUCAAAUUGCGAAGUUAAAGAAACAGUUAGAGGGUGGAAAGCAAUUAGAAAUCAAUCAAUUGGACAAGAUCAAGAAGGAAGCUGAUUUGUUGAAAGAAAUUGAAGAGCUUGCUUUAUGAUGAACAUUUCAAAUCGCACAUAUGCAUGGUUGAAAAAAAAAUCCGAAUAUUUCUCUUGAAAAAUGGAAAAUGAUCUCGGUCCAUCGUUUAUGAUAACACACGUACAGGAGUUACGUUUAGGUGAAGAUACAAAUUUUCAUUCUGCGAAGAGGCAGUGGGAACAAAACGGAUUGCAAUGGAUUGAAACGUGUUUCCACAUUAUUAAGCUCGUUAAAAUUUAAGACAUGAUCACAAAUACCGUUUGCGUGUGAUCUUAAACAAAAAAAGAAUACAAAUGGUCCAUCACGCCUCUUCCCGCAUAGUUAAAAAAAGAAAUCAUUUCCUUUUUCUCAAGACACUUCCAUUUUAAAUAACAUUUUUUAAAAAACAAAUAUCGGAGGAUAAUGAUGUUAAGUCAGUUGACGAUUACUAAGCUUUUUCCAUGUCAUGCGACCUUGAAGCAAGAUCGAGUGUAAAAGUGAACCAUUUAAUACAAAAUAUUCACGGUUGCAUGGGUAUGCGUGAGAUGGAAAAGCAACAUAAUUGUAAAAUUUAAAUAUACAGAAAAAUUUGUUCCUGAAGGCAGGUGCUAGAAUUUCAAUUACAUUAAUAAAUUGUUAUGUAUUAUUAUUAUAUUUUUUUUCAUACAAUAAUCUACAUUUAUAAAACUGGAAAAUAGACAUAUCAUUAUUGGACUUUCAAUUGUUACUAGAAUCAAGCACCUUACGUUGUUUCCUGCAGGAACAUGUUUGGUUUUGUACACGAUAUUUUUAUUUCUAUGCUUUGCAUUGUGUCUAGGAUUCAAAUUUUUAUACUUUUCUUGCUAUUAAUCAUUAUAAGACUGGUCAGACGAAAUAGGAUUACAUGGUACAGUUUAAUAAAUAAGCGAAGAAACUACAACAAAAGGAAAAGAAACAAUGAUUAAACUUUGUUUCACGAGCAGUGAAACAUUUUUAAACAAUAAAGGAAAUUUAGCUUUUUGAAUUAGUUGAUUUUUUAAGCACCACUGUUUUAAACAACGUUCGAUGUUACCUUUACUCGUUAUUCAGUUUGAUUGUAACUUUAAUUGCAAUUUUUGUUAUAUUAUCGAAUAUUGUUUUCGUUUUAUAUAUAAUUGCUGUCAACGGGAUCUCCGUGUUCCUUAACUUUUUUCGACGCGCUAAUUAAACGUUUAUGCGACUAUUUUCAUUUAAAAAAAAGAAUACAACGUUCAUCCAAGCUGGAAUUUUGCAAUUUUGGAAUAUUAUAUCAUUUCAAAAAAUACA